UCGAUUACUAAAUGGAUUUGUAAUAAGGUCACUCUGACGCCAUCUUUUUUGUUUCACGGAAAAAAUUAAAAAUUUGUCCGGUAAAAAUAGUGUGAAAUAAAAUAUAAGUGUGCGUUAAAUGCGUAAAUAGCAUUGCAAUAAAGUUUGCGCCAGCCGCACGCUAGAAAAGCCAAACAACAAGAAGACGACAUCGCGACGGGGAGGCCGCGUUUCAAUAAUAAUAAUAAUACAGCAUUUUUAAUAAAUAAUAAAGAGAAAACGUAUCUAACAAAAUGGGCGAAGUGAAGUCUGUUAAAGUGGACAACUGGGGUGUCUUCUUCCUCCAGAAGCUCCAAAAUUUCUUCAACAAAACGGAUUAUUGCGAUUUAACGCUUCAGUUUCGAGACAAUUCACAAUUGAAGGUGCAUCGCCUGGUGUUGAGUGCCUGCACCGAUUACUUUAAUGUGCUGGAGCAGACGUGCGAAAUAAUUGACGACGCACUCAUAAUGCCAGCCGAAUUUCAAGCGGAUGUUGUGGUGCCUAUUGUGAACUUCAUGUACACUGGCACACUGGAGUUUGAGCUUAAAAUGUAUGGCAAACUGUUGCGCACCGCCAAAGAGAUGAACAUGACGGUGCUACUCAAGCUACUCGAGGCACAUCGUCGCACCAUGGAGAACGUGAAUCGCCAGCAAAGACCUCCCAGUCCGAAAGGCAUACGACGUCGCCCUGUGGUACCCAGCGGCAAUGCGAACACGACGCAACAGCGUGUCUCUUUAACAACACCCCAAAAUCGAGGUGGGAACACUCCCGGUGUCACCAGCACAGUGCGAACGAAUGUGCAACAACAACAACCACGUGGCUUGAAUACUCCAGCAAUUCUACGUUCUGGUGGCAUCAACAAUCGCACACAGUAUGUGGAAUCAACGGCAACGACCACGUUCACCAAACAAGAGCCCACCUCGCCGUUUGAACAGCUGCGUAAGGGAUAUAAUAAUAAUAAGCGACCGGCACAGACCAGCUUGCUGUCACCUCCCUCGAAAAAGCCGAGUUUGGAGGAGGUCAAGGAAUUUGCUGAGCAACAACGUAUGCGCAAACAAAUUGCAGCCGAAUUUGGAGAUCAUGGUGAUCCGGAAUAUGACAACUUGAUGCUGUACGACGAUGUGCACACCGGCGAUGAUGACGAUGAUGAUGUGCCGCCACAGCCAUCAACAUCGAAACAACAACAACAACAUCAGCAGCAGCAGCAACAACAGACGCAGCAACAGGUACAAUCUAGUACGCAGACGCAGAUGGAGCAUGGCACAACAACCAUCAUACUCAAACAGGAUUCGCCCAGCCAAACGCCUACGAUAAUUGUCAAGGAUUCGUCCAAUACAAAGUUAAAUCAUACAAAAAUCAUAGCUGAAGUACUGCGCCAAUAUCCGCACAUUGUUAAGGGCCACAAGAACAUUAAACUGAAAAUAAUGCCAAACAGUCCGGUAGAGAAAUCGCCAAGCACCGUUAAACAACGUGGCUCCCCAGUGCCAUCAACAACAGCUCCACAGGCGAGCACCACGUCUCCACACAAGAAACUGCAUGUGUCAUUCAAGCCAGACAAACCGAUGAUAACCACCCAACAACAGCAGCAAAAGUCCACACAGAAACUGACGACAGCACAGACAACAACAUCAGGCGAAGCAACACAGUCCCAAGCUGUGGCUUCAACGGCAACGGUGGGCUCCACAACGGCAACCUCGGCAGCUGCAGCACAAAAGCGGCGAAUCGACAGCAAGACGAUGCAUGCGCUAAUUGCACUUGGCGCUGAGAACACAACAGGUCCUUGGCUGUGUCUGCGUUGUGGUGUUAAUGGUCGGCCAAUUAGCAUUCCAUCAUAUCGUGGUUUCCGUCGCCAUCUAAUCAACACCCACAAGGAGACAAUUAAUCCGGCGCUAUGUGAACAUUGCGGUUGGCGUUCAGCCAACAAUCGGGAGCUGCAUUUCCAUAUGUACACAGAGCAUCAGGUCAAAUCGCUGCUCUACAAUUUUGCAGAAUGUGCGCUGUGCAAUCGCACGUACUUGAGCAAGGGAGAACUGGAACAACAUAUUAACGAGGCGCACACGGAUGAGAAUAAGCAGCAGUGCAUUUACUGCAACAAGGUGUUUGCACAGGAGCUGCAACUGUACAGGCACAUGAAGAGCUAUCACAAGGCACAGGCGCUCGAGGAUGGCAUUAUCGACGAAACCGAUGAGGAGUAUAUGGGCUCACAAGACGAAGAUGAGCAAUUGGAUGAUGAGGAUGGUCAGGAGGAGGAGACUGAAGAUGAACCUAUGCAGGAAGAAAAGGUACGCAUUCUGUCCGACAUCAGCUUGCCAGCGACCAGUGCCGUAAUCCAGCAACAAGCCAACGAUGAGCGAGAAGAGACAGAAACAGAAGCUGAAUCAGACCAAUUGAUGCACCAGCAGUCGCAAGAGCAGGAAGUCAAAUUUGUUGGUGCCGAUGGCAAUGAGGUGGAGCUAACUGAUGAACAGCGCAAGGAGAUAUUGUCUCAGCUGAAUCAGCAACAAGCUGGUGCACCCAGCGGUGGUGUUGUAAUGGUACUCAGUGAGCCCGAAGGUGAUGCCAAGCAGGAAGGCGAUGCUAAGUCCUCAGCUGGAACCGAGGAGGAAUACGAUGACAGUCAAAUAUAUAGCGAACUGGGCGCAGGUUCCGUCGAGAGCAGCAGCAAAAAGAGUGAAGUAGCUGAUGAGAGUAAGGAGUCUAUUGAUAAUCUUGAAUGGGCAGAGAACUUGUUAUCAAAGCAUGACUUGGAAACAGAACAGAACAGCAAAGAACCAAAGCCAGAUAAGCGACGAGAUGACAUUAGCGAAAAGCUCAAGGAAUUAACGGGCGAUUGGACCGAGGAUGAAAACGAGGAUGAAGAUGAUGUCACUGAUAAGCCUGCGACCACAGAAUUGACAGCUCCUGAUCAGUCGGAUGCUGGUAUAAAGGAAGAAUCGGCACAGGUUACAGAUGUUGUAAAAGAAGCAACUAUAGAACAACCUGAGCCAGAGCCUGAGCCGGAGCCUGAACUGGAGGAUGAUAUUGACUUGGCACUCGAAAGCUUGCAUAAGGGCGAAGAUGAAACGGUGGCCACUACUGAACCAGCAGCCGAAGCAAUUGCAACUUCCAGCACAGCUGAAGUUAGCCAAGAAAAGGAAAAGCCAGAAGAACCGAUUGCUAAAAGCGAUGCAAAUGUGUUGGAUGAGCCAAGUGUGGACGUUAAGGCACACAUAAAAGAAGAAGACCUAUCGAUUAAAAAGGAAAACGAGGUUGAGGAGGAAUUCAUCAAGGAGGAUGCGCCGCAAACGACAACACGCGAAACCGAAGCCGAAACCGUUGAAAUUAACAACGAAAGUUCGACUGAAAACAAUGCUGAAACUUCUGGCACAAGCGUUGAUGAUGUGAAUUUGGAAGCGGAAACUAUACGAAAAGGCUUGAUUGAAGAAUUAAUCGCCGAAGCCGAGACGGCCGAACCCGAUGCAGAGGCAAGCGGACAGCCAGAGGAUGCUGAAGAAGUGCCGCCAACCCAGCUACCUGUUGUUGACGGUUCAGAGACACUGAAAGAUGAGGUGUCUAAUGCUGAAACGUCCUUAGAGCAACCCGCAGCGACCAACAACGAGGAAAAAUCGGAGGCUACAACAACGACGGUAGUGACAACCGAUGAAACCGAGGAGAAGCCAAACACCAGCGACGUAGCUUCCAUCGAUGACAAGACCGGCACGCAGGAGAAAUUAAAGAGUCUCAUGAGCGAAUGGGUGGAUGAUGAUGAUGACGAUAAUGAAGAUGAGAAUGGGGUUAGUGCUGCAGCGAAAGAGCAACUCUAAUUACUAGAUUUAUUUAUGUUUUAAGUUCGUUUUCGAUUGCCAGUGCUACGUGCGACCAUUAAAACAUUUAUGUCAACCUAAUGUCAGCGUGAGAAUUGUAGUAUAGAUAUAAAUUCAUAUUUAUAUAUAUAUUUAAAUAUGUAACAAAUGAAAAUCAAUGGCAUUAUUUAAUCCAGAUGACUUCUUCGGUUUCGAUUGUAAAUCUGCAUAGUUGCAUAGAAUUAAUAAAAUUUUACAAACACACUAAAACUUCAUAAUUUACACACAUACACGUACAUAUAUAUAUUCGAUACAGAAACAUUGAAAAGCGAAUUAUAUAUUUUUGACACGCGAAUGCAUAAUUCAAUAUCUGACCAGCAAUCGAACAUUACGCAAUAUAUGGUUUUAUAAUUUCUGCUACGUUUUACCACCAACAAUUCAAUUUUAAGUAACCUUUAUAAUAUACACAAUUUAUAAUAUAUAUAUAUGUAUAGAAUUAAUCUAUAUAUUGAACAUAAUUCAUAUAUGAAUAUGUAGUUACAUAGAUGUUGUUUUAAUUGGUUAAAAACAAAUUGAUAAAAGCAAAAGUGUAUGCAAUUACAUUUAAUCGAUUAGAAUGAUGAUGUUUUAUGAUUGAUAUACCUAGUAUGUAAAAGAAAUCAAAAAAAUUAAAUGGAAACGUUUUUUUGAUUACCAUUAAACAUAAGGUUAACAAAACAGAUUCAGAUACUUUGGAGAAAGCAAAAAAAAUAUAUAAAUGUAGAUA
Messenger RNA from Drosophila innubila, 4566 nucleotides. RefSeq names its product centrosome-associated zinc finger protein CP190 (gene Cp190). The transcript has 5 exons. Lineage: Eukaryota; Metazoa; Arthropoda; Insecta; Diptera; Drosophilidae. Gene Ontology annotation, cellular component: nucleus. Gene Ontology annotation, biological process: regulation of transcription by RNA polymerase II. The record is from RefSeq and is a predicted model, not a curated record. The coding region runs from base 273 to 3821 and encodes 1182 amino acids. Gene Ontology annotation, molecular function: RNA polymerase II cis-regulatory region sequence-specific DNA binding; DNA-binding transcription factor activity, RNA polymerase II-specific; protein binding.